This is a messenger RNA of Penicillium angulare, 687 nucleotides long. RefSeq lists its product as uncharacterized. The transcript has 4 exons. The record is from RefSeq and is a predicted model, not a curated record. Gene Ontology annotation, cellular component: endoplasmic reticulum membrane; endoplasmic reticulum. Lineage: Eukaryota; Fungi; Ascomycota; Eurotiomycetes; Eurotiales; Aspergillaceae. The coding region runs from base 1 to 687 and encodes 228 amino acids. Gene Ontology annotation, biological process: 'de novo' protein folding.
AUGAUUUGGAUUUGGGGUCUUUUUUUGUCGGUCGCGGCCGCUAAUGUGGAUGAUUUGGUUGGUACUUGGACUACAAAAUCCCGUGAGGUUCUAACCGGGCCCGGAUUCUACGAUCCGCUUCAUGAUAAGCUCCUCGAGCCGAACUUGACUGGCAUUUCAUACUCGUUUGAUUCAGAGGGACAUUAUGAAGAGGCGCUCUUUCGCGCUAUAGCCAAUCCGACCGACCCAUCCUGUCCUUCUGGAAUUUUGCGCUGGCAGCAUGGAUCCUAUAUCUUGUUAUCCGAUGGAAGCUUGACAUUGACCCCCAUUAAGGUAGAUGGUCGGCAAUUGGUCUCUGAGCCUUGCAAUCAAGACACUGGCACUUACACUCGCUAUAACAACACGGAGCACUUCAAGGGAUUCUCGGUCUCUACUGAUCCAUACAGUGGCAAAACUCGUCUCGAUCUCACCCAGGCUGAUGGCCAGAUCAUGCAUCCUAUGUACUUGCACUACAAACCUCCGAAGAUGCUCCCUACAAACACAUUGAACCCAACACCAACUGGAUCGCACAAGAAGAGGGACCUUUCUUCAUUGUCAGGACCAGGUUUUAACUUGGUUAUCAAAGAAGAGAUCAUGAAUCCAGACAAAUGGUGGUGGUUGGGGGUAUUUAUGACUUCCCUUGGAGGCAUGGCUUUCUUCUUUUCUUAA